This is a messenger RNA of Notodromas monacha, 968 nucleotides long. Lineage: Eukaryota; Metazoa; Arthropoda; Ostracoda; Podocopida; Cyprididae. The record is from the annotation of a GenBank genome assembly.
AUGCCAAAUGAUCACAUGGAGAAUGCGGACCUGGCGUCGAAAGCAGUUAAGGCCAAGAAGGCAUCGAAGGAGGAAGACAAGGGCAAACGAGCACAACGGACAACGUCGAACAAAUUUUCACAACUAUCUCAAGAUGAGAUGGAAGAAUUCAAACAGGCCUUCCAGUUGAUCGACGCAGAUAAGGACGGGAUAAUUUCAAAAUCCGACUUGAAGCAAACGUUCGACAGCCUGGGGCAGAUGUCCAACGAUGCCGAAAUCGAUGGCAUGCUUGCAGAAGCAAGUGGACCGCUCAGUUUUGCCAUGUUCUUGACACUUUUCGGAGAGAAGUUCAGCUCCGUAGCAGACCCCGUCGAAAUGCUGACAGCAUUCAAACUCUGGGACACGGACGACAGCGGCAUGAUCGACGAAGACGGCAUAAGAGAAGAUCUGAAAUCCCGAGGAGAGAAAUUCACGAACGAAGACUUGGACGUGGCACUUCGUGACGCACCAGUGUACGAGAAGGACGGUAAGGCGUUCAUCGACUACAAAGCGUUCGUCAACCUCAUCUGCGCCGGAAAUAAAGAAGGAGAAGAAGAGAAAAAGGAGGAAUAACACUUUUGUUUCAACCACAAAACAGAAAAGAAGACAUCGCAUCACAAAAACGCCAAGCAAUCCGUACGCGUGCAUAUGGUUUCAACCGAGCUUUCGAGUUCAAAGCCACCGCAUUUCUGUCACAAAGUCCAAAUCACUCAUCCCAAAACCUCUCCCCAAAAUCUCUUCUGUUCCUUCCCCUAUCGUUUUACGAGCAAUAAAAGAAAAGCGAAUUUCUUUCACGACAAAGACAAACAAAAAACGGCCUCGCGAGCGCAAAAUAAAUACCGAGCUGCUUCGUUUUCCUUCUUCCGAAAACUUAAUUACAAUCUCCACAUAAUGAAAAAAUUCUUUAUCCAGCCAUCUCCUCACAGGUUUUAACGUUUUGACUACGGAGA